Molecule: messenger RNA, 537 nt
Organism: Coprinopsis cinerea okayama7#130
Lineage: Eukaryota; Fungi; Basidiomycota; Agaricomycetes; Agaricales; Psathyrellaceae
Exons: 3
Coding region: 47-421 (124 amino acids)
Source: RefSeq, a predicted model, not a curated record
CCUCCGUUCUUUCCUCUCUUCCUCGUUUUAAUACCCCUUCGCACCGAUGGAUUUCCUCCAGAAGGCCGCCGAGUCUGCUCUCGAAUCUGCCACUAAGAGCGAUAACAAGGAGCAGAAGGAGCAGAAGAACGAGAACAAGGACAACAACAACAACGGCAGUGGUAUCAAGACUGGCAAUGCCAUCGCUGACGGUCUCCUGGGAUCUUUGAACGGUGCAUUGGGAGGCGGUGCGCAGGGAGAGAAGAAGGAGGAUGCCCUCGACAAGGCCAUCGACCUCGUCCAGGAGCAUGUCUUCAAGGCCGGCCCUCAAAAUAACGAGAGCGCAGUUGAGCAGGCCAAGGACAGGAUGAUCGCCGACGCUAUUCGCGACGGGUACCAGAAGGUCACUGGCAAGGAGUUCCCCAUCGCGGAGAAGAAGUAAAUCAAGCCAGGUUUUCGACCUGAGGCGGAUGGGAAUAUUCGGACGAAGUUAAUGUAUUAUAUAUGGCAUAUUUAUGGUUUGGGGAAUAUCGAUGGGCAGUUGUUUCGUGUCUAUAA